UAAUGCGGGAGUGUUUGUAGCUUUUUGGGUGUGCAUAUCUUGGACCAUUUGGGCAUUUCUACCACUUAUUGUUGGAUAAGUUGUUCAAGGGCAAAAAAGACAUGACAAUAGUUGCCAAAAAGGUGUUGCUUGAACAAGUGACAUCUUCUCCGUGGAACAACUUGAUUUUUAUGCUUUACUAUGGGCUUGUUAUCGAGGGAAGAUCAUGGAUCCAAGUGAAAUCUAAAAUCAAGAAGGAAUACCCCACAGUACAAUACGCAGCUGCCAUGGCUUUGCCACCUUUAUCUAUUCGAGGUGAUUUGGGAGUUGUUUCUACUGCUGGAGUUAGAUAUGCAUAUCCACUCCUAAAAUCAUUUGCAAAAAUGGGACCUCAAGGUGUUCUUGGUGCCACAAAGCUUUUACGCCCUUUUUCAGAAAUAGUUGAUUCAUUGGGACUCAAAGAUCCUUUCAUUAGAAAUUGGGUGGAUCUUUUGUCUUUCUUACUUGCUGGAGUGAAAUCCGAUGGCGUUCUUUCAGCAGAAAUGAUUUAUAUGUUUGCAGAAUGGUAUAAACCAGGUUGUAGUUUAGAAUACCCUGUUGGUGGAACUGGAGCACUUGUUGAGGCUCUUAUUCUCAGAUUUUCCUUCUGAUAAACUUCCAAAAAU
Lactuca sativa (garden lettuce) is the source of this 644-nucleotide messenger RNA. RefSeq lists its product as uncharacterized. Gene Ontology annotation, biological process: carotenoid metabolic process. Lineage: Eukaryota; Viridiplantae; Streptophyta; Magnoliopsida; Asterales; Asteraceae. The record is from RefSeq and is a predicted model, not a curated record.